Molecule: messenger RNA, 429 nt
Organism: Symbiodinium sp. CCMP2456
Lineage: Eukaryota; Dinophyceae; Suessiales; Symbiodiniaceae
Source: the annotation of a GenBank genome assembly
GCAGAUGACGAAGCAGUGCUGCUUCAGCAAGAAGCACAACUUCUGGCAGCCAAGCAGGCUGAGAUUCACAAGAAGCUGCAGCAGUUAAAGGGAACGGACCAGGAAAGUGGGUCGGAGUCUAGGAGUGAGGAUGGGGAAGGGGAAGAGGGGGAAGGUGCAAGUCGUUUUGCUUGCACUGUGUGGUGCGAGGUUCUCGCCUACCAAGACGUGAACAAUCGCAAGAAGUUGGCAAAAGCCCUUGUGGAUGCUCGCUUCAACCAGAAAGUGUUCGCCUCUGUCGCCACGCGGAUCGUCAUCGUCGAGAAGGAGAAGAGCCUCACGAUCCAAGCUGGGUGGUAUACCCAGGCAGCCAUGAGGGAUGACCUGAACUAUGAUGCGAAACUUGAUGGUGUGAGUAAUCCCAUGAUAGACACUGCAAUUCCUAGAUAA